AUAUUGAGGCUACGAAAUCAGCGUUGAGAUGUCCGGAUACCAGGGCAAGAAAAACAUUCCUCGUAUCACGAGCGACCGUCUCCUGAUCAAAGGAGGGAAGAUAGUGAAUGAUGAUCAGUCGUUCUUUGCUGACAUCUACAUGGAGGAUGGGGUCAUUAAGCAAAUUGGAGAGAACCUGAUUGUUCCUGGUGGUGUUAAGACCAUCGAUGCCCACGGUCGGAUGCUUAUGCCAGGCGGCAUCGACGUGCACACGCGUUUCCAGAUGCCUGACCGGGGCAUGACAUCGGCAGAUGAUUUCUACCAGGGCACACGCGCCGCCCUGGCUGGUGGCACCACCAUGAUCAUCGACCACGUGGUGCCGGAACCCGGGGUGAGUCUGGCGUCAGCGUUUAAACAGUGGAGAGAAUGGGCAGACAGUAAGUCCUGCUGCGAUUACUCUCUGCACGUGGACAUCACUGAAUGGCACAAGGGUGUGCAGGAAGAGAUGGAGGCUCUGGUGAAAGACCACGGCGUCAACUCUUUCCUGGUCUAUUUGGCUUACAAGGAUGUUUUCCAGCUCAAUGAUUCUCAGAUAUAUGAAGUGUUCAGCGUGAUUCGGGACCUGGGUGCCAUUGCUCAGGUGCACGCCGAAAACGGUGACAUCGUCGCCGAGGAGCAAAAACGGAUUCUGGAACUGGGGAUCACCGGACCUGAAGGUCACGUUCUGAGCCGACCAGAGGAGGUGGAAGCAGAGGCAGUGAACCGUGCGGUGACAGUGGCCAAUCAGACCAACUGCCCUCUCUAUAUCACCAAGGUGAUGAGCAAGAGCGCUGCUGAUGUCAUCGCCCAAGCCAGGAAAAAGGGUACCGUCGUGUACGGAGAGCCCAUUUCCGCCAGCCUGGGAACGGACGGCACCCACUACUGGAGCAAGAACUGGGCCAAAGCAGCGGCCUACGUAACGUCUCCGCCCCUCAGCCCCGAUCCAACCACCCCGGACUAUCUCAACUCCCUGCUCUCCUGUGGCGAUCUCCAAGUGACAGGCAGUGCCCACUGCACGUUUAACACAUCCCAGCGCGCCGUGGGCAAGGACAACUUCACACUCAUCCCAGAAGGCACCAACGGAACAGAGGAACGCUUGUCAGUCAUCUGGGACAAGUGUGUGGUGACAGGUAAGAUGGAUGAGAACCAGUUUGUGGCCGUGACCAGCACUAACGCCGCCAAGAUCUUUAACCUGUAUCCGCGCAAGGGCCGCAUCGCCGUGGGAUCCGAUGCCGACCUGGUCCUCUGGGACCCAGACGUCACCAAGAUCAUCUCAGCCAAGAGCCACAACCUGGCGGUGGAGUAUAACAUCUUUGAGGGUUUGGAGGUGCGUGGAGCUCCUCUGGUGGUAAUCAGCCAGGGUAAGAUCGUCCUGGAGGACGGGGCGCUCCACACCACCGAGGGGUCCGGCCGCUACAUCAGCCGCAAACCCUUCCCCGACUACGUUUACAAGAGGAUAAAGGCACGAAGCAGGCUUGCUGAACUGCGCGGAGUCCCCAGGGGUCUGUACGAUGGCCCCGUGUGUGAGGUCACUGUUACACCCAAGGUCAUGACCCCUGUGACCUCCAGCAAGACCUCUCCUGCCAAGCCCACUCCUCAGCCUGUACGCAACCUGCACCAGUCUGGAUUCAGCCUGUCUGGUGCCCAGAUCGAUGACAACGUCCCUCGCCGCACUACUCAGCGCAUUGUGGCGCCCCCUGGUGGCAGGGCCAACAUCACCAGCCUGGGUUAA
Messenger RNA from Chanos chanos (milkfish), 1750 nucleotides. RefSeq names its product dihydropyrimidinase like 2a (gene dpysl2a). The transcript has 14 exons. Bases 29 to 1750 code for a protein of 573 amino acids. The record is from RefSeq and is a predicted model, not a curated record. Lineage: Eukaryota; Metazoa; Chordata; Actinopteri; Gonorynchiformes; Chanidae. Gene Ontology annotation, molecular function: hydrolase activity, acting on carbon-nitrogen (but not peptide) bonds, in cyclic amides. Gene Ontology annotation, cellular component: cytoplasm; cytosol.